AUGCCUAGUCGCUUUGCCGACCUGAAGCGGGAGAUACGCGACUCUAUCCCUAGCUUCGAGGUCAAGGUGACGGAUGCUUGGACGAGGCUCCUCGCGCAGCUGAAAGAAUCAACGGCUGAGAUCGCGCGAGAGGAUUCCAGCAUUAUCCCUCAAGUCAAGUUUAGCGACCUUGAGAAACUGUCGGAGAGCGAGAUUCAGAACAUCAAGAGGAGGGGUAGUCUCGUCAUCAAGGACGUCGUAGAUGACGCCGAUGCUGCUGCGUGGAAGACGGUGUUGGGCGAGUUUGCGAAGGCAAAUCCAGAUGUCAAAGGAGUUCCGGCGGAUGACCCUCAGUUCUUCAUGCUAUACUGGACGAAGCCGCAAGUUGAAGCAAGGGCACACCCCAACGUCUUGGCUGCAUCAGCAUGGCUGAACAAGCUUUACCACCUGAAGGACGGUGCCGAAGUCGAGGGCGUCGAUCUCGAAACCCCAUUGACGUACGCAGACCGAUACCGCAUCCGACGCCCUGGAAUCGCGUGGGAUGUUCAUCCACCUCAUGUUGACGGCGGGACCAUCGAGCGAUGGGAGGAUCCGAACUUCCGGGCAUGCUUCGCCGACAUCCUCAACGGCAGAUUCGAGAAGCAUGAUCCGUAUGACCUCCAAGGUCGGCUUGACUCCCGCAGCUCGUUGUACGGGCGUCCCAACCAGGCCAGUAUAUUCCGAACCUUCCAAGGAUGGCUUGCCAUGAGUGAGACCGCGCCUGGUGAAGGGACGCUCAAAGUCUUCCCGGACGUCCUUCUCUCGAAUGCGUAUCUCAUCCUCCGCCCAUUCUUCCGGCCGAAGGCCAACGUUUCCCAAGACGACCUCUUGUCGCCCGAGAGCUGGCAGUUUGACGUGGAUGACUCCGGUUUCCCUGGCAUUUUCCCCCGUGAUGGAGGAUUCGCGGGUCCCCGACCAACCCCGGAGCUACACCCGCACCUCCAGCUCGACAAGACGAUGAUCUCCGUUCCGAAAGUGUAUCCUGGCGACAUGGUGUUCUGGCACUGUGAUGUCAUCCAUUCCGUGGAGCAAGAGCAUAAGGGCAAGGGAGACUCAGCCGUCAUGUAUAUCCCGGCGGUUCCGUCGACCCCUCAGAAUUUGGGCUACGUGCAACGGCAGAAGGAGGCUUUCCUGCAAGGGUUACCUCCCCCCGAUUUCCCCAAGACGGGACCGGAGGGUCAGUUCAUCGGCUCAGGUAAGGAAGACCAUAUAGUCGGACCCGCUGGGAGGAAGGCAAUGGGCUUUAUGGUUUAG
Molecule: messenger RNA, 1272 nt
Organism: Punctularia strigosozonata HHB-11173 SS5
Lineage: Eukaryota; Fungi; Basidiomycota; Agaricomycetes; Corticiales; Punctulariaceae
Product: DUF1479-domain-containing protein
Exons: 10
Coding region: 1-1272 (423 amino acids)
Source: RefSeq, a predicted model, not a curated record